Molecule: messenger RNA, 4260 nt
Organism: Purpureocillium takamizusanense
Lineage: Eukaryota; Fungi; Ascomycota; Sordariomycetes; Hypocreales; Ophiocordycipitaceae
Exons: 3
Coding region: 959-3262 (767 amino acids)
Biological process (GO): nuclear-transcribed mRNA catabolic process, nonsense-mediated decay
Cellular component (GO): telomerase holoenzyme complex
Molecular function (GO): protein binding; telomerase RNA binding; telomeric repeat DNA binding
Source: RefSeq, a predicted model, not a curated record
GGGCGGCUGACGAUGUGUAUUUUUUUGUGCAGAGUGUGCCGUCAGCCGACAAGCAUUGGACGACCAAAAGUCCAACGAGACGAGGGUGACGAUCCAGCAAGCUGGCGGGGAGACGUCUUUUGUUAUCCUUCUCCGACCCAACCAAAAGCGACUCGAUUCGGUGGACGGACGCCAGAGCGAGCACGUGAUCCGGCGGGCCACGACCAGGUACAAGAACCAGUUCGGCGGCACGAAGCAGAAGUUGCGGCGGCGCCCGUGCAUGUUAUAAUCUGAUCUGCCCGCUGCAUUCUUAUUGGCAAGGUCGGUCACCAAAGUCCGCAGCUGAUCAGAGAGCAUGCGAUGCGUGGGUGGUGGUGCUCACGCAACUUCAGACUCUUUUGAGGCUCUGCGAGGCGUCCAAACUCCUGGCGACCUACAGCUGGUGGUUUGCUAGAACUCCACCCCACCCCACCCCUCGGCGUUCCAGUGGCACCCCCCCGACGUGUGCGACCGCGAUAUUGCAAGGCACAUUGUACAUGGUACAUGCAUGUCAUCCCUGCCCUUACAAUCCUGCAACCAACCUCUGGCCUCAACCAGCGCCAAAGACCGAGAGGCCAUCUGACGGCAGCCGGGCAGCGUGCCCUGGGCCUCGAGUAAGUAAACAACCUCCGGCCAUCCCAUCCCUUCAAUGCCCGCGACCCGUUCAUCCUGACUGCCUCGCUGGCGACGCUGCGAACCAUUGUUGACCAAAAAGAGCCACGAACGCUGUUCCUGUUGCCAUUGCGUUUGCUAACCAUUGUCGUCGAACACACGCAGUCGAGGAAGGACUUGCGGCUCUGCAUCCACCCCCCGCACGAACCCGUGUCCAUAUCCAAAUCCAGAUCCAGAUCGAGAGUGCCACACGACGCGGCCUGACUUCCCUCUCUCGCCCGACGCGUCCUGCGACUACCCGUCCUCGACUCAGCCUCGUACGCCGGCGAUGGAACGACUGACAAAGGGAUGGGUUCACCAUCUGCGCAAAACGGCUCGGCAAGAGAGUGCAGUCCGGAGCAGCUGCCCCCUUUGCGAGGCCGAGAUCCAGCCGGAUCUCGAUUCUUUCAAGGCACACGUCCGCGCCGACGCCUCUGGCCAUCCCACGCUUGCUGAUGACGCCGACAUCGAGAAGGCCUUUAAAAACAUCACCAUCAACAAUACCCAAUCACACCCUGCAGCCCGGUCCCCCGAGGCCACCGGCCCCGGCAGACCAACCAGGAAGCGGCCUAUCCCCGGCACUCCGGCUUCGGUGGACCGUGCCGACGGGCUGGAUCGGUAUGAGGAUCCCGAGGACCAAUCCGAGGGCUACCACCGUCGCAGCAACAAGAAGCUCUGCUCUCCGCCAGCCUCAGUGGCCCAGCUGCGUGGCUCAUCCCCACCCACGCCAGGUCGGAGUCGCGCGAGGCCGAGUGAGUCGAGUGACUUCAACCGCAGCUUCGCAUCCAAGCAUCACCGUCCAACCACUCGUCACCUUUACAACCCUGAUGAUGACGCACGGCCUAAGACGCCACAGCCCAGGCCAUCUCAGCUCACGUCCACCCACUCACGGCGAUCCCCUCCGAACAGGACCCAGCAGCGAGGCCCCCCCCAACGGGACCUCGGCUCGCCCGUUGAACCCCCUUCGGUGACGGAGAUGAUCAGGCAACCAGAGACACGGCCCAUCUCCCCUGAGCAAUUAGUCGCCGAGGUCAAGGGCAUCUACGCAGGCCUGGUCAUGAUUGAGUCAAAGUGUAUCGAGUAUGAUAGCACGCAAGAGACGAAGCACCUCAGCCAGGAACAAUAUCAAGCUCUCAUCGCCUUACAUAGAUCGGUACUCCACGAGCAUCACGACUUCUUCCUGGCCAGCCAGCAUCCAUCUGCUAGCGAAGCCUUACGGCGGCUCGCCUCGAAAUACGCCAUGCCGGCGAGGAUGUGGCGCCAUGGCAUCCAUUCCUUUUUGGAGCUUCUUCGCCAUAAGCUCCCCGACUCCCUGGAGCACAUGCUGACCUUCAUUUACAUCGCCUACAGCAUGAUGGCAUUAUUGUACGAAACAGUGCCGGCCUUUGAAGAUACGUGGAUAGAAUGCCUCGGCGACCUCGGUAGGUAUCGAAUGGCUAUCGAAGAUGAUGAUAUUCGGGACAGAGAGACGUGGACAGGCGUUUCGAGGUAUUGGUACAGCAAGGCAUCAGACAAGUCACCCACAACUGGCCGCCUCUACCAUCACCUUGCAAUUUUGGCGCGACCCAAUGCGCUACAGCAGUUAUACUUCUAUACUAAGUCGCUUUGCGUACCGAUCCCGUUCCCUAGCGCGCGAGAAAGCGUCUUAACGCUAUUUGACCCUCUUUUAAACGGUUCGCCCCAACGGCUUGAUGCCGUAGAUGCCGCGUACGUUCGCGUGCACGGCAUCUUCUUUUCUGGAAAAUCAAAGGAACAACUAGAAAGUUCGAUGGAUGAGUUCUUAAGUCUUCUCGACGAUAGUAUUAACUCUAAUUGGCUCGAGGCGGGGUACUACGUGGGCAUCUCUCUUUGCUGCUUGCUAUUGGGUUUUAGCGCGGAUUCGAAUGUGUUGAUGCAAGCACUAAUAAGGCAGCAAGAAGAAGACGACGAGGCUGAUGACAGGUCGGUAACGGAGCCCGACUUGGAUCCCGAUGAGAGCUUUGAGCAGGCCUUGCAGUUCGCGGUGCAUAUUUACGAGAUUGUGCUCCGGAGGUGGGGAGAUAAGAAUACGCUGAGCUUCAUACAUACGACACUAGUAUUCAUGCUUCGGAUGUCCCAACUUCCAGCAGCCAUGUCGCAUCUCGAGGGCCGAUACCCCUGGAAGCUUACUUCUAUGAUGCUCAACUAUCUUCUCAAGACAAUAAAGAAAGAGCCAAGAAUCGACACGAAGGAUUUCCCCGGCCAGGAAAAGAAGAGUCAAGAACCUGUUCCCUUGCCGGAGGACUACGCGCUGCGCGGGCUGCUCUUUACCGAGGAUUUCUUCCCUAACGGCUGGUUCGGUAACGAGAAGCUCGACGAAACGGACCGGUAUCUGGAGGCGGCCUCCAAGACGUUGGAGCGGCAGGAGCGUAUUCUCUGGAUCGGGCGUAGGAUCGCCGACUCAGGCAAGUGGCUGACCUGGGAUGACAAGGCGCGUCGGUUCGGCGUGGAUUCGAAGUAUGAUUUUGAGUUGGAUGGGUUGCCUGGCGACAAUCAAGAUGCGGGCGGCGUCAUCACCGUUGACCCCGGACCCACGCCAAUGGAAAUAGAGGUGGACGACGAAAGAGGCAGCUGACAUUGCUGAAUUGGCUUUCCGUUGUCACCCCGCGCUGGACUCCUGGUCCCCAUCCCCGGCGGGUUGAGAUGGUGGCCAGGAACAGCUGUCCCAAAGUAAGUAUCGAAGUACAUGACUUGACGGCGAUCGUCAGUGAACUCAAGCACCAGCCGAGCUGCUGUAUGGACAACACGACGCUCCAGCAUAGUCGCUUUCGGCCCACAGACGCCUUCUGCGCGGCAGUGGCAGCGCCACGACCGGGGGGAGGGGAGCUACGUCCGUGGAGGCCCAUCUGAAUAUACGUUUACCGGGGAGAGGGGGGAUCGCAGCAGCACACAGUCAGGCCCAAUCCAGUGGCUGUUGUCUGCGACUGCGAAUGGAGGAGCUACGCCGUCACUGCCACAUGGCCAGAGUGCCAUGGUCCAAUAUCGUGUUUCGUCGGGGCGUGGACAUGCAGGUGCGCGUUGACGCACUACAAACGUUGCCGGGCAACUAGAUUGACUCAUGAAACACUUCCCUUUGUCCACCGUGUAUUCCGCCUGAGAGGAGAAGAGAGCACUCAACAGUGAGCGGCAGGGAAGGACGCGGCUGUGUGCGACAGUGCACGAUGCUGCCGCUCCUGCUGGCUUGGCGACGUCGGAGCUGGGGCUGUGUGUUCGCUACUAGUAUCUAGUAGUAAUCCGGGUUGAUAUUGGGACAUGAACUAGUUGGUACUCGGACGCACGCAGUCAAGGCGGUCACGCUGUGUGAUCCAACCUGUCCCUGCCAUCAAGGGCUUGUGGAGCGCAGCCAGAGACGGAUUUGCGGGGUUCGGCCAGCCGCCCACUCCAACCAAUUGUUGGCUGGCCACCUGAUGCCUCAUGCACAUGCAUGUACUACGUACAUACAUGCGUCGGCGGGGAAUGCAUGAUUGCCCGACUCAGGGCACUCACAGUGGGGUUGCAUAAGGUAGACAGAUAGUAUGUACUCCGUAGCUAGUGAGUACCGUAUAAUAUGGUUGCACAGUAUGUACGAGUAGC